Molecule: messenger RNA, 1857 nt
Organism: Symbiodinium natans
Lineage: Eukaryota; Dinophyceae; Suessiales; Symbiodiniaceae
Source: the annotation of a GenBank genome assembly
AUGGACGAGGCCCUCGCAGAAGUCGGGGACAAGUCGUGGUAUCUGCGGCAGCUAGAACAAGCGCAAGUUUUCCGUGCAAAUGACGAUUGCUCACUGAGUAUUCAGAGACUCAUGAGUCAGGCGUGUCGUCCUCUGCACGAGGUGAAGUCCACUGUGGCUGUUUUGCUAGAUGCCCAAUUUGCUGUUCCAGAAUGCGGGAAAGCAAGCUCCUUGUGCAAGCUAGCGUCCGAGGGCAAGUUGGACGAGUUUCCGUAUGAGAUUCGUUUCUUGGUGGACAUCAUCGUGAAUACUCUCGGCGACGGCUUCAUCGAUGUCCUCAAGGUUGUCUACUUUGAAAAGCCCGUCCCUCGAAACAUCGUCAUGAAGGUUUGUGCUGGCGAUGCCUACGUUCCCCAGAAAACAGCUGAGACUCUGGAGCCGUCUGACUCCAAGUCUUCCUGGAAUCCUGAGAACGACAUCCUGUCGGAGGGGAUCAAAUUCAUCAACUCGCAGGCUCCUGACUGCGAUUCCAGGAACGAACAGACGUACUGGAUCAUGGCUUCUAUCAAGCCCGAGUCCGGGACCCCCAUUGCAGGGUGGCCUGAGACGAAGGUGCGUCUCAUGGCUCAGAACAAGAGCCGUGGGGUCAGAGGGGCAGUUCCCAUGAACGAAUUUCCACUGCACAGUCUUUCCUUGAAAGAACCCCUGUGGGAGCGCAUCCUUCCGUGGGUAUACCCUCUACUCAUGACGUCCGCCAUGAUGAUUUUCGGUUGCGCAGGGGCAGGCAAGACCCCCACCAUGAUCGUUCUGGCGAUGGCUAUGGGCCGCUACCAUGUGCGGCGACUUAACUUGGUGGGAGUCCAGCCAGGAUGGCGAAGAGCUAAAUCCUUGGAUAAUUUCAGGCAGCGGAUGCCGCAAAUCCAGGAGGGCCUCUUCCUGGAUGACCCGACCAGGCGCAAGCUCGAUAUAUCCGACCUCAAGAGCUUCGUGACAGCGGACGAGGAUCAGACCACAGAGGGCAGGUAUGAUGACGCCAAGCAGCUCCGAAAUCAAUUUCGAGGCAUUGCGUCAAACGAAAUCGGGGAUGACCCCGCACCAAGUGAGCACACGGAGACUACGCUAACCCAUGACGCUUUCAUGAAGGUCAUCAAGCCAUUCUUCGAGGGCGACCUGGAAAAGGACGUAAUGGCGGUCUUGAAACGGUCGGUUAUCUUCGUGCUGUGUGAGACUGCACUGUAUCUUCGCCUCCCAAGUGAGAAAAAGAGUGGAAUGAUCCAUCGCAUCUGCAUCCAGGACAUUCACUCAGACAUGCUCGCUGAUGACGACAAACCACUCUACGGGCAAUACAAGACGGGGGUGACCAUCCUCGGCGAGAACUUUCGUCGUGGUGUAGAACGAGAGCAGGCACUGAUCGAUGCCAGCAUGGAGAAGUUGGCCACAUUCAGGAAGAAAGAAGACUUUGUUGCCCACGCUGAUCAUGAGCUACAACAGUGGCUGAUGCCACGAAGGGUUCUGCCGUCAUCGUCUUCCUCAAGCGAGGCCGAUGUCCCGCCAACCGUGCCCUUCUCAGUUCAGCUUGCCAGCCCCACGCAGCCCAGGCGAAGAUUGUUGAGCUCUUCUGCCUUUGUGUAUCCUACUCCAGGCCGGCGAGUGCGACAAAAACAGUCACAGCCGCAGCCCGCAGAGGAGAUUGAGCAAGUGCACAACCCAGUGCAUGAGACUGAACAGCCAUCGCAGGAGAUUCAGCAAGUGCCCAGUCCCGUGGAUACGACGGAACAGUCACAGCCCGUCCAGGAGACUGAGGAGGUGCGCAGCCCCGAGGAUAAGAUGGACGUCAUGGAUCCGGACGAAGAGGCUGCUGCCUAUAUGCAUGUGUGA